Cataglyphis hispanica is the source of this 2768-nucleotide messenger RNA. RefSeq names its product extracellular signal-regulated kinase 2 (gene Erk7). Gene Ontology annotation, biological process: intracellular signal transduction; protein phosphorylation. Bases 172 to 2400 code for a protein of 742 amino acids. Gene Ontology annotation, cellular component: nucleus; cytoplasm. NCBI's taxonomy places the organism in Eukaryota, Metazoa, Arthropoda, Insecta, Hymenoptera, Formicidae. The transcript has 11 exons. The record is from RefSeq and is a predicted model, not a curated record. Gene Ontology annotation, molecular function: ATP binding; MAP kinase activity.
UGCUCGUACCGGAUGAUUGUAACGUAUCGUUUCACGCGAAAUCGUUGGCAGCCGUGGACACGGUAGCCUCGGCAACAGGCAUAAAUUCAAUUCCGUAAACACAAGCACGAAUUGUCGUGUGCCGAGGGUUACACGAAAAAAAGGCCUCCCGCCCGAUGUAUGAAGAUGUGAAUGCUCCGCGACGGCUCGCACUUCCUUCCGCGUUCGCCCGAAAGAUUCAUUCUCGUGCAAAGACCUCGCGUCUCGGGACCGCGUUAUCGCCGACCAUCAAGUUCCGUCAUCGCCGCCGCUGCGACGAUGUCGGAGAAGAAGACCGCUGAGAAAGUCUCCGAAAUUGAUGCUCAUAUUAGCAAACAGUACGAUAUCGUGAAACGUCUUGGCAAAGGGGCUUAUGGUAUAGUAUGGAAGGCGAUCGAAAAGAAAAGGAAGGACACCGUCGCGGUGAAGAAGAUCUUCGACGCCUUCAGAAACCAAACGGAUGCGCAGCGCACAUUCCGCGAGAUUAUGUUCUUACUGUCGUUCGCCAAUCAUGAGAACAUCAUCAAGUUGAUUGGGCUCCACAAGGCGAACAAUGAUCGGGACAUUUACCUCGUUUUCGAAUACAUGGAAACUGAUCUUCACAAUGUCAUUAAGCGGGGCAACAUCCUUAAGGACAUCCACAAGAUUUUCAUCAUGUACCAACUCUUUAAGGCAAUCAAGUACAUACAUUCGGGCAACGUUAUCCAUAGAGAUUUGAAGCCGUCCAAUGUGCUUCUGAAUGCACAAUGCCAUUGCAAGAUCGCAGAUUUUGGUCUGGCACGUUCAGUGACACAAAUCGGUGAAGGUGACGGCGAGACUGGAAGUGAUCCUACCUUAACAGACUACGUCGCCACUCGGUGGUAUCGCGCGCCAGAAAUUCUCAUUGCUUCAAAGAGGUACACAAGGGGAAUAGAUAUGUGGUCCUUAGGCUGUAUUCUCGGCGAAAUGCUAUUGGGGAAGCCGCUCUUUCCCGGUUCAUCGACGAUAAACCAAGUUGAGAGAAUAAUGGCGACCCUGCCCCCGCCGACAGACGAAGAUCUAAUAUCGGUCAGCGCCGGUUACGGAACCAAUUUGUUGGAGAAAGCGCCUAAUGGACCUAGAAGAACUUUAAAAGAUUUGUUGCCGGAAGUGUCGGAGAAAGCUUUAGACCUUAUCAGCAAUUUGAUAGUCUUUAAUCCUACGCAACGACUCACCGCUAUUGAAGCGCUAGAACAUCCCUACGUCGCCGAUUUUCACCGAAGAGGGAACGAACCGGAAAGGGGCUCCAGCGUUGUGCCAUUGCUGAGUGAUGAUGUGCAGCUUUCCGUCGACGAAUACAGAAAUAAGCUUUACGCGAUGAUGGAUGAAAAACAUAGGAAGCAUAAGAAUAUGUCAAAGUCUAGAUUGCGGCGAUUAUCUGAAAGUAUCUGGAAAGAAACUAGUAAAAGUAAUCCGGUAAUCGGCCAAGGUGACACAAUUAUUACGUGCCCGUCAUUGCCAAAUAGAAAGACCAUCAGAUCAUCUCUGGGUGACAAUACUGCGCGCGUUACGAAAGUACGAACGAUAAAUGUAAUGGCGCCGGUACAGGAAACCUUAAUAAAUUCCCGACACAAUGUUAGGAACGUAGCAACGCAAUACGCCUGUAGCUUGACAAACGGCAGUUUGGGAAACGUACCUCCAGCAGCGGCCAAAAGCUGUUUCUACCUUAACCAACAACAGAAUUCGCAGUUGUCAAAAUCCCAGCGUUCCAUACAGUCCGAUCAGAUAGCAAUGCGCGGUGCCGGAAGCAGAUCGAAUCAAUUAGCGAUGCCGGCACCUCGCGCCAAACUACGACGGGGCUAUAGACAGCAGAUCCUCGCUCAAGCACCGAAGUCUCUUACCUCGGCGAUCGCUCAUUGCCACGGUGACGAUCAUCGACCUAGAACGAUAGCCGCGAAGCCAAUCAUAAUCGGUAAUAGUCCAAAAGAUAUCAGACAACCGCUGAUAUCCAGCAACAUCACAAGACACUUCGCGAGGACUGAAAGAGUCAGUAGUCCGGAGUCACCGUAUGUCGUCAGCCAUCAUCAGGCCAUCCGCAAUUAUUUAAAUCAAACGAUGCCACUGCCGGCGCAGCAACAGUCUCGUGAACGAAAUCGCAUGUCUUGCCAAAACAGGAGCAAUCUCGUCGAUAGAUCGUGCAUCAGUGCCGAUACCGAGGUGAUCAACAAUCGUGUCAGAAGCGUGGCGCGCAAUCAGGCGAGCCGGUUACAAUCAAGACACAGUUUCGACAAUAGCUGCGUCAUCCAGAAAAGAUUGUCAACGACGUGCGACAGAUCGGGAUUCUUGGACAGUCACAAUCAGAGCCACGGCGUGAUAGCGGCAUCAAUCUACAAGAAUCUUUGUAACGGAACUAUAAACUGGUAAGCGUGCGGUGGACGGGUUUCUCUCAUGGAGAAGCGAAAAUUAAAUGAGAUAAUUGCGCAACGAUCGUUCUGCUUCUUCUUUGGAUGACAUCCCACAGGAUCUGGAAAUGAGAUGCGUGAAAAUUUAAUGUACGAGAUCCAUUCAGUGAUUUCGAUGGCGACGAUACGAUUGAAUUUUGGUGUGUGUGUGUGUGUACAUAUAUGUGUGAAUGUCCCGAGGACUUUCGUGGGAAGUUUGCAAUCCGAUAAAUUAAAUCUGCGGUUAAAGUCUCUUUCAAUUUACGCCAGAAAAGAUACAAAACAUAUAACGUACUUACAAAUGUUCUAUGUGUUUCUCCUAUAUAUUUAUUUUUUCUCUAAACCAAUUUC